This is a messenger RNA of Magnolia sinica, 2631 nucleotides long. RefSeq names its product protein FAR1-RELATED SEQUENCE 5-like. Lineage: Eukaryota; Viridiplantae; Streptophyta; Magnoliopsida; Magnoliales; Magnoliaceae. Gene Ontology annotation, biological process: regulation of DNA-templated transcription. Bases 1 to 2631 code for a protein of 876 amino acids. Gene Ontology annotation, molecular function: zinc ion binding. The record is from RefSeq and is a predicted model, not a curated record. The transcript has a single exon.
AUGAAUGAUAAUACCUUGGAGAGUCAAGCAUGUUCUCAACCAUAUCGAAGGUUAGAAUUUAAUACUGAAAUAGAUGUUCAAGAUGCAAGCCAGUGUAAUGAAGACGUAAAGCAAGAUGUACUAUUCAACACAGGUGACAUGUUAGAUGAAGAACCAAAAUUGGGAAUGGAGUUUUCUUCUGAAGAAAGUGCAUACAAUUUUUAUAAUAACUAUGCUAAAAAGAUAGGUUUCAGUGCUCGAAGAGGAUGGAUACAAAAAUCAGAUGAAGAUGUCAUGGUUUUCAGACAAUUUUGUUGUUCUAAAGAAGGUCGAAAACGUGAAAAGAAACAAACCGAUCUCGUGAGGUCUACCCAUCCAAUUACAAGAAUGAUUUGUAAAGCAAGCAUGAUGAUUAAGCUUCAGAAGGAUGGAAAAUACAGUGUGAAUAAGUUUGUGGCAAAGCAUAACCAUGAGGUUGUUACACCAACGAAGGUGCACAUGUUAAAGUCACAUAUAAGCUUGACUGAUGAUCAAAAAGUUGAUAUAGAUAUCAUAAAUAAUUCAGGAAUAAUACCACGAGCAGGUAUUGAAUAUUUUAGUAGAAAAGCUGGAGGUCGAGAGAAUAUGGGUUUCACACCAAUUUACUUACAGAGAAAGCGAAUGAAAGCGAUGGAAAAAGGUGAUGCAGGAGCUGUAUUAGAUUACUUUCAACAAAAGCAAAUUGAUGAUCCAUCUUUCUUUUAUGCUAUACAAGUGGAUAAAGAUGAUCAAAUGACGAACAUGUUCUGGGCAGAUGGAAGGUCAAUAGUGGACUACAGUGUUUUUGGGGAUGUUAUUUGCUUUGAUACUACUUAUAGAAUAAAUAGCUAUGGACGGCCUUUUGCUCCAUUUAUUGGGGUAAAUCAUCAUAAGCAAACUGUAAUAUUUGGUGCGGCCUUACUAUACGAUGAAACAAUUGACUCUUUCAAGUGGUUAUUUCAAACAUUUUUAAGUGCGAUGUCUGGAAAACAACCAAUGACAAUACUAACAGACCAAGAUGCUGCAAUGGCCAAUGCAAUAGCUUCAGUGAUGCCAGAAACAUAUCAUCGUCUGUGUAUAUGGCAUAUAUACCAAAAUGCUGCAAAACACCUUAGCAAUGUAUUUAAUGGUUCAAAAAGUUUUGGUUCCGAUUUUAGUAAGUGUGUAUAUGAUUAUGAGGAAGAGGAAGAGUUUCUAACUGCAUGGAAUAACUUGCUCGAGAAAUAUGAUUUAGUUCAGAACAAGUGGCUACAAAAUUUAUUUAAAGAAAGAGAGAAAUGGGCUAUGGUUUAUGGAAGAAAUACAUUUUGUGCUGACAUGAAGAGUACGCAACGAAGUGAGAGCAUGAAUGGCGUAUUGAAAAAAUAUUUGAGCUCCAAAUACAAUCUUUUACGUUUCUUCACUCAUUACGAACGGGUAGUGACCGAACGACGAUACAAGGAAUCUAAAGCUGAUUUCAAUAUGAGGCAGAGUACCCCAGUAUUGUUUGCUGAUAUCAUGAUGUUAAAUGAAGCAGCAAAAGUGUACACUCCAGAAAUAUUUGAAAUAUUUCAAGAUGAGUAUAAGAAGUGGCUAAGUCAUGCAAUGUUUAAAUGUGGUGAGUCUGGAACGGUUGUCGAGUUUCGAGUUGUUUCUAAAGGUAAAGUAAAAGGACAUACCAUUAGAUUUGACUCAUUAGAUAGUACAGUGAGGUGUAGCUGCAAGAAAUUUGAAUUUGUGGGGAUCUUAUGUAGUCACGCAUUGAAAGUUUUAAAUUAUUAUAAUAUAGAUGUGCUUCAUCCUCGUUAUAUUCUGAAGAGAUGGCAAAGAGAUGUAAAGGUAGGUUAUGCUAAAGAUUAUACUGGGUUAACAAUACAAGGUGACCGCAAUGUUACUUCAGGUAAACGGUACAAUCACUUGUGUCACAAGCUUUUGAAAGUUGCUGCAAUUGCCAGGGAACACGAAGAGGUCUUCAAAGUGGCCGAUAGAUAUGCGAAUAUAUAUCAUGAUCAAGUGGUAGACUGUAUGAAAAGAAUCAAGGAACUUCCAUUAAUGUCUACUGAAGUUGUUGAAGAAAGUGAAGAUGAUGAACCUACACGCCAUUUGCCGACCAAAAGUGUAGAUACCAAACAUGCACACUCUGAGUCGACAGAAAGUUUACAUACUGAAAUUGCACCCUCUAAUCUGACCGAAAGUGUACAUACUGAAAGCAUAUGCCCUGAGCCAAUUGAAAUUGAAAACACUGGAAGCGGACGCUCUGGGACAAUUGAAAAACAAGUUACUUUUGUUGAUAGUUUGGGUUCACAAAUUGUAAGAGGGAUUAAAGUAAAACCCAAAGUUCGAGGCAACCACCGUGCGUUUAAAAAUCCGCUAGAUCAAGUAAGGAAGAAAAGAUCCUUACCUAAAACUGUUCAACCACAAGCAAGUCAAAUGUCGAUGGUGAUGGGAAAUAACUAUGCACCAAACGUCAUGCAGCAUGCAUCAUUUCAACCUUCACAUUAUAUGGUGAUGGGAUACCUUCCUGACCCUAGUGGAUCUAUCAAUGCAUCAGUGGCUCAGUAUAGGUACCAACUACCUAAUACUAGCAUGUUCCAACAAAACCUUUUCAACGUCGGAUGUCAGGUAAAAGUGAAAGUUAAUUUUGUAAACUUGUAA